UCGUACCCGUUGUAAAGUCGAAUUUCGUUGUCUUUCGUCGUUUAACUUGCAAAGUCUGAGUUAAACAAAGGAUGGAGCUCGAAGUAUUUUAGUAUCGUGAAUAAUCUUCUUCUGUGAUUUACAUUUCAAAAUCCGAUGUAGGAGAUAUUCGGUUUCGGAAAGAAGUAAUUCCUUAAUUGCUAAAAAACUCUUUCCCUGCUUCCGCUUGGGCCUUCUAAAAUGGAAGACAAGCACAGAGAAAUCCUUCGAAAGUAUCGAGAUGCGUUUUUGAAGGACCUAGAACCUUUAAAGGUGAUAAACAGACUUGAUUUCCUUGAUGAUGAUGAUCGGGAUCAAGUGAAAGCGCAGAAAACGCGAUCAAAACAGGCUGAAGAAUUACUUGACAUGCUUCCCAGGAAGGGACCAGAUGCUUUUCAUGGAUUCAUCACAGCUCUGUACAGUGGUAGCCAAAAAUUCCUCGCGAGGCCUCUCAUUAAGGCUUCAGGGAUGGAAGAGUCACAUUUUUCAAAAGAUGAUGAAGUUGGUAUGACAACAGAACACAAAAAAGUCCUUCGUACAAGUUGCAACCAAUUGUCUUCCAUCUCUAUUGAAAAACUGGUGCCACUUCUACCCAAACUACUUGAUGAGCGUGACAAACAAGAACUUCAAAAUACUAGAAAGCCAAGCUAUGACAGAGUACAGAUGCUGCUGACUGAAAUACUCCCUAAAAAGGGUCCUGAAGCAUUUCAAUGUUUUGUGGAAGCUUUAAAGAGAAUUGAUCCACCAAAGGCUGAACAACUGCUGAUAAAAUCCGAAAUGAAAGGAUCUUCCAAUGGUGAAGAAUCACUCACAUCUACUGUUCCUGUACAAGAAACCUCUUCUAAUUACACACUGGCUUCCCCAGUCCAAGAUGUUCUUGAUGAUCAACACAAGCUGUUAGAAGAAUUUUGUACAAGAAUGGAUAAAGAAGUAUUAGGAAAUGGUUGGAAAAGACUUUGCAAAGAACUUGGCUUGCCAGAUGAGGCAGAAUCUUUUGUGGAAAAGGAAUGUGGAAGCCCUACAUUCUCUGUUAUAAAGGGUUGGAUUUCUCAUAAUGGAAGAAGUGCUACAAUACAGACUCUACUUGAUGCUAUCAACCGUUCUCAGCGCAAAGAUUGUGUAGCUUACCUUCUGAAACCUCUUAAUCUCAAUGGCGACGUGGUUGAUAGUCCUGUCACAGAUUUAACAAAGAAAUUUGAUCGUUUAAGUCCAAGAGAGGUUAAAUGUUUUGGAGACCUAACCUUCCAAGAAGCAUCUUAUAUCACAGAUAAGCUGGGACCUUCUUCAAGGGAACUGUUGAAGAGUGAACUUGAAAAAGAGCCCAAGCUAAGUGGCAAGACAUUACCAGACAUGAUGACACAAAGCAAAAAUUACCCCAUUCGUAGAUACACAAACCUCAUUACAGGGGGUGAAAGACCAAGUGUAGUACAGUUAUUUAGAGAGGUCUUGCCCACUCAAAAAGGAGUAAUAGGUCCAUUGCUCUCACCUGAUACAUUUGUAAGAGACAUACGGUACUCCUGUAGAAGAAACCUGACCAGAAACUUGUGUGCGGACGACAGUUGGAAGGCUUUAGCCGAGAAACUUGGUAUGGACAACACCACGAUCCAAUACCUUGACAACAGAAGAGUAGAAAACCCAGCUGAUGAAGUCUUGAGACACUGGGAGGUCAAGGCUUAUAGCACAGUUGGAACAUUGUAUGACAUUCUGGUCGAUCUAGAGCGUCCACUCAUUGCUGAUCUUUUGUAAAGAGCAACUGUUGCUAUAGGAACUGUUUUUCUAGUAAACCAAACAGGGCGGUUUUUUUUUUUUUUUUUUUCGGAUUGAGUAAAGUAGAACCAAACCCACAUUAGUCUCAGUGAAGUAAAAGAGAACAAUCAAAACUCAAAGUGAAACUGACAGAAGCGCUGCAAAAUGUGGAUCAAUCAUUCGUGACUUUUUUUAACUUUUGCAUAUGAUUGUUUCAGCCAUGGGCGCGAGUUUGCUAUACCUAAGACUUUUCCUAAUUGUGGACGUCCCCACUGACACGCGAAAGUCAAAUAUUUCGUUUCCUUGUUCUCAUUGUGCUAUUUGUGCUAAAAAAUUUAAACAGAGGAGUAAAAGUGCGCGAUGGAUCGCUGAGAAGACGUACUGUCGCCAUAAGGUGACCUGUAAAAUCUACUGUGCCUUUUUUUUUUUUUUUUAAACAAAGGUUAACUCGUGUCGCGGUUUUGCAGUUGUGGAGUGACUUUCUAACGCUCUUUUUUUAGUAACAUCGUAUGGAUAUUAUGAUUUUUAGCAUUGCGUAGAGGACUUGCAGGAAGUUUAAUGAAAUAUUUUUGUGUGUGUUUUAGUCUUAAAGUGGACAAAUUGUAUUGUAAGAAAACCGAGUAAAAUAACAUAAAAAAUAAGCAAAUUAUUACCCAAGAAAUGCCAAUGUUGCGGUCUUAAGCCGGCAAUGGAUUAAGAAGUAGGAAGUUAUUAGAUUAACCAAAUGAUUAUACAUUGGUGUUAAGCUAAGAAACUUACUCGGCCAUUUCAGAUUUCAUGCUCUCAGUGGUCACUCUAACAGACUUGAAUCAGCUAAAAGAAAAUUAUGGAGAAAACCCCUAAUCAAAUUUUGGUUUAUCCAUUAGGAACAAAUCGUGGUUUAUCUUUAAGUUCAAAAGUCGUCAUUGGACAAUUUAUCGCCUGGAGUCUUCUCUAAGAAUUCCCAUGUAGGAGAGGGAACGUUGUUUUCCAUUUUAUUUAUAUACAGUUUUAAUGCCAUUAAACCUACAGUUGUGGUGGUGGAGCGACUCGGCUGACGAUAAGACAUACAAAUAUAUUUCGUGUAGGUACUAGGUUUUUCAGAUUAUGCAUUAUGCUCUCUUGGUUUGGCCAUUUUGCUAUAAUUGCACAAUCAAUGUGUAUUGGGGACGUUUUCGGUUUCCAUUAUUUUUUGGUAAUUAUUAAAUGUGUGAAAACCCUAGAAAUACUGUAUCAUAACCUAGAAGAAUAGAGGUGGUACUUGUUAGCCAAUUUAAGAACUAGGUAGCUUGAAGUUAAUGUAAUAGAUUAAUAAAAAUAAUGAUUUAUGGUUUUGAA
Molecule: messenger RNA, 3081 nt
Organism: Stylophora pistillata
Lineage: Eukaryota; Metazoa; Cnidaria; Anthozoa; Scleractinia; Pocilloporidae
Biological process (GO): signal transduction; regulation of apoptotic process
Molecular function (GO): death domain binding; protease binding
Source: RefSeq, a predicted model, not a curated record